Molecule: messenger RNA, 4782 nt
Organism: Schistocerca serialis cubense
Lineage: Eukaryota; Metazoa; Arthropoda; Insecta; Orthoptera; Acrididae
Product: calcium-responsive transcription factor-like
Exons: 5
Coding region: 126-1301 (391 amino acids)
Molecular function (GO): DNA-binding transcription factor activity
Source: RefSeq, a predicted model, not a curated record
GACAGACGCCGGCUUGUGUAAUGUUUUGGUGACAGCAGUAGUUUCUGCUGUAUGUACGUUGUUGUGUGCUAUGCUUUGGUGGAGUUCGGUGGUUUCGUUUCGAUUUGCUUUGUUUUUAUUGCAACAUGUGUCCAUUUAAGACUAUAAUGAAAGAGUGUAUGAAGGAAUUCAGCAUCGGAAACAAAGGCCAGUUUUGUGGCAUUUGUUCAUCCGAAGAAGAAAUCGAUUACCUUUUUACCAGGCUCAAAUGUGUUGGGUAUUCUUAUUCGGUGAGGAGCAGCGCUUAUAACAGAUUAUCCUCCGACGCUACAACCAGUAAACCACGAUUCUUCUUCAGUCAGUCUCAAGGGGCUAUUCAAAUCCCAUUUUUUGGGUCACCAUUUUCGGUUGAAUAUGUAAGCUACAGGCAAUGUACACUUGGUCCAAUGUACUAUGAUAAAAACCAGAUUCCUAUUCCUAAUCACCUGGUUGACCAUAUCAUCCCAAAUAAAAAGCGAAAGUUGUUUAUGGAUACCAAGAAAAGUGACUGUCCUGCCACAUUUUUAGUAAAAUGUGUCAGAGUUUAUCCUGGCUAUUUAGUCCUGUCACAGAAUGAUCGCAAGACAAAAAAAAUGGUUAUUGAUAGCUUGAAGAAGCAUUUGGAGUUACCCAAUAAACCAGAAAGCUUUCUUCGCUUGUAUGUGGUUGCUUCACCACCAGAGCACCACACACACAGUGCAGCACAUAUGAAAACAAGCGGAGAUCUGCAUCCUCGGCUAGCUUUGGAAAUACGGAACCAUGUCAAAAAUGGAACAACAUCAGUAAGAGAAAUAAAAUUGCUUCUUGAAAAGUUUGUUGAGACAAACUUCAGUGGGCCAGCUAGACCAGACCGUGUAAACACUGCAUUUUACCCCACAGACAAAACUAUUUAUAACCAUGUGUAUAGGACAAGAAAGAGAAUUUUUGGUGAAGAUUCAUUAGAGAUCCAGACUGAUAAGGCAUAUGGAUGUGACUCAAGCAGCAGGUGUACUGCACCAAUUAAUUCUGUAAGAAAUGGUGUACAGAAUACCAGCAGCAGUGAUGAAAGGAACAAAAAGCACACCAGUCCUGAAAAAUCAAGCCCUUGUUCAUCCCUGUCUCAAGAGGCAAGAGACAUAUGUAAAAAUAUUAUAGAUCUCACAUACAAUUGCAGUGAUGAAACAAUAAAAAAACUUGUAGAUGACCUUAGAAAUGUGCAGCGUAGUGUAGAAUUGCCAGACCAUGCAGGCAGUGACCUUCCUUUAACAGUGGCAACAAAUUUUAAAAUAGAGAAACAUAUUUGAACAGUGAUGGUGGACCUGUGAAUCCUGAAGGGGCAGACAGAGCAACUCAACAAGUUUGUGGUGUGCAAAUUUGAUAUGCCAAGUGGCCAUAGUGGAGCUGCAAUCAGUUGUUUUAGAUAAAUGGAGGAUAUGAAGGGGCAUGCACAAGUGGUAGGUGGUAUGCAGAGACAAAAUCGGCCAGCCAAGUGCAAAAAAAACUUUCGUCGAGUUUACAACAAAGUGCCCCCGUCGUUCAAGACUAUAAAGAAGUGGUGUGAUCAGUUUUUGGCUACUGGGAGUGUUGCGAAAGGGCAUGGUGGUGGUAAGCCUGGGAUCAGCGGACAUCAUGUGGAACAUGUGCGACAGUCAUUUGAACAAAGUCCACAGAAGUCAGUGCGACAGGCAGCACGAGAACUUCAUAUGAAACGUUCAACAGUGCACAAAGUGCUUCAUCAGCGAUUACGUUUGUACGCAUAUAAAGUGCAGGUUGUGCAAGAAAUCAAGCCUGAUGAUCGACCAAAGCGAGAAGAAUUUGCAUGUGUCAUGUUAGAUCGCAUUGUCGCGGACGAGACAUUUUUAUCAUAAUGUUUACUGACGAGGCAACCUUUCACUUAUCAGGGGCUGUCAGUCGUCACAAUGUGCACAUCUGGGGAUCUGAAAAUCCACAUGCACCUAGGGAACACAUGCGCGACAGUCCGAAAGUUAAUGUGUGGUGUGGUUUGAUGAUAAAUCGCAUUAUUGGGCAGUUUUUCUUUCAGGAGCCGACUGUGGAUGGAGCCAUCUACCUGGACAUGUUGGAACAAUUUGCCGUGCCACAGAUAACAGACCUGCAGCCAAAUGUGAUGUUUUAACAGGAUGGUGCACCACCCUAUUGGAGCCUUGAUGUCCGAAAAUUUUUAAAUGACACAUUCCUGCAAUGAUGGAUUGGCCAUGGAAGUCCAAUUCCUUGGCCGCCACGUUCGCCCUACAUAACUCCCCUCGAUUUUUUUCUUGUGGGGUUAUGUGAAAGACCGGGUAUACGCUACACCAGUAAAGGACCUGCAAGACUUGAAACAGCGCAUAAGAAUUGUCAUAAACUCUGUCACAGAACAGAUGCUCCGCAACACAUGGCACGAAAUCGAUUGUAGACUUGAUAUUCUUCGUGCUACCCGUGGCGCCCAUGUUCAAGUGUACUGAACCGUCCACCUGUGUAUGAAAACUUGAUGAGCUACUGUAUGAUUUCCCUGUAUUUGUUCGUCAAUAAAUUGUGUUUCCUCUCCGAUUUUAUGAGUUCAAAUGUUGGAGUCUCAUUGUGGACACCCUGUACUAUGAUACAGCCAUUGAGUGUCCAGCAGAGUCUGCUUGCAAUAAACUUCAGUAAGACAGACAACAGUAAACAUUACGUAAGAAAGUAAACUGUGAACUAUAAAUAAAAUGGAGAAAGAUUCAAAGACAGUGACAAACCCAAGCCAACAGAAAGCAGCAGUGCCUGGCACAGUGAAGAAGGCUGGAGGCAUACGUAGUAGUUGAGGCGAUAACAGAUGGCGCCAGCAGAAGACUGUACAUGCAAUAUCAUGAAUAUGUUAAUGAACAAAUCCAAACAUUGAGGCUGCCCCUGAUUAAACUGAAGAAGAAAGAUGUGUCGUCUUCUCCAGUGAUGAGGGUUCCGUUGAUGAUAACGGUUAUGCGAAUGAAUCAGUUGACAUGUUUAGUUUGCCACAAGUAUAGAAAAUACCAAAUGAAACAUUUAAAAAGGCUGUUUACACUGCGCUCACAACAUUGAUCGUGGCUAAUAAUGGACUACCAAUGUUCGCAACACAAAAUCAGUGUUCCAUGACUGCGUCGGUAGCACUAUGGAGCGCUAGUGUUUGUUUGCUCGGAGAGAGUGUUUUGGUGUUUGUUGUGUGAGUGGUGGGGUGUUUAUUUUAUUUUCCUUCAUUUUUGUUUAAAAUGGAGUGGUCACGAGACAAAAUUUUCCAGUUGCUAUUAUUCUUUGAGGCAAAGGAGUGCCUGUGGAAUGUACAUGGCUGAGGUUACAGAAUUACUAAAAUCAAGCAUGAUUCAUUACAAAAAGUUCCUGUGGUGCUUGGCAGUGAUAUGGACAAAAAAAUUAAAUCUCUCUUGUCUCAGUAUCGACGAGAGAAAAGAAAAAUAGAGGACAGUAAAAAAUCUGGAAGUGGUACUGACAUACUACAAAAUGAGUGGGACACAACUCUGGGGUAAACAAGGUUAUGCUUGCAAAUGAUUAUUUUUAUUCUGGUGUAAAACAAUUUGAGCUGCAAUUAUAUUGCCAUGGAACAGCUCCUUGUGGGAUCAUGAAGUAGUUAGCAAAUUCGUUGUGAAUUUCCUUGAGUGUUUGAGAAGUUCUCCAUGGUAUAUUUGGGAAUGCAGUAAUAGAGGAUGCAUUAGCAUCUCAUCUCCAUGCCACUGGGAGGACUUCACCUGUUUGUGGACAAAAAGAAUUGAAGCUUCCUGGUGGGCUGUAAUAAUUUCUUGAGUCCGAAUUUCUUCUUAAAAAAUUGUGCAGACAUACUGCUGUCAUUGUGGUGGUUUGUGCCUCCUGUGGUUGUAAUAGCAUUGGUUUGCGGAAGACAUGAAACACUGAGGUCAUAAUACCAAAUGUGUUUUCCACACCCAUUCCCAUGACAAUCUAUAGUUAUAGAUUCUCUCUUUUGGGCCUUUUUGGAUACGGCUUCAUGAUAUUUUCCUGUAAUGGAAAAGCAUCAUUUGCCGUGAAUAUGUAUGGUAGUGGCUUUGUCCCUCCAGGUAAACACACGUGAGGCGGCAAGUUCAGUUUGUUUUUGUGAAUUAGUUCACUUAGGCAUUCUGGAAAACAACUCCAUCAGAAAUCCUCCCUUGGCAGCCAACGUCAGCAUAUAAAAAGUUGUAGUUGGCGUCAACUACAGUAAGCAACACAAUGCGAAAUGAUCCUUUAUAGUUAUAAAACUUGUUCUCACUAGCAACAGGGCACUGUAGAAAAAUAUGCUUCCCAUCAAUUGCUCCCACGCAAUGAGGGAAGUGGAGUGCCUGGCGGAACAUACUCUCUUUGGAACGCCAUUCGUCUUCAGUAGCUGAAAUCUGAAACAAGGAAAUUUGACUUCAGGUUUUGCAAGAGGUACCUCAACAUGCAGCAGCUGAAACAGAGGAACUUGCAGUGAAAGAAGAAGACAGCACACCACCUCCACAAAAACGUAUCAGGAGGGGGGUUGGAAGAAGCAACCCCAUAUUUAAUGCAGCAGAAAUGUUGCAUAGCAGCAGCAACUACUACAGGACUCGGCAACAGAUAUGGGAAAAUUUCGUUACUAAGUUGAAAGAGCUUCCAUCCUAUGAAAGGGCGGUGGCUACCAGACGAAUAAGUGAUGUGCUGUACGAGGAGGGACUGAAUGCUCUGAGGAAGCAGCAGAGUAAUAAACAUAGAUGAAGCAGGAUCAUCAGCUUCAACUUCAACUGCAGAUUCCCGUCACAUUCAGUGGCAGCAAAUCUGAUUUGGAUUCUGAAGAAAUUAUCUUCAUGGAAUGAUGCU